Amphibalanus amphitrite is the source of this 831-nucleotide messenger RNA. RefSeq lists its product as uncharacterized. NCBI's taxonomy places the organism in Eukaryota, Metazoa, Arthropoda, Thecostraca, Balanomorpha, Balanidae. The coding region runs from base 1 to 831 and encodes 276 amino acids. Gene Ontology annotation, molecular function: guanyl-nucleotide exchange factor activity. The transcript is spliced from 6 exons. The record is from RefSeq and is a predicted model, not a curated record.
AUGUUAGGAGACACAGCAUCGAUCCAACAACGGGUCAGCCUACUGGCGCUCUACCUGAUCCUGCUUCUACUGCUUCCCUCAACGUCUGCUGUUCCCGCACCGUCUAACCUGACCCGUUCUUCAUUUCAGCUGAUCGGCGACACGAAGCAGACGGUGCAGGACCUGAUCUCGCACGUGCUGCUUGAGUUUCACGUGCAGGAGCCCGUGCUGCGGCUGGGCGACUCCCUGGCGGAGGCGGACCCAGACGCCGAGGCGGCCCUUCUCGAGGGAGAGACUCUGAUCGUGGAGGAGGGUCGGGUGCAGCACCACCCGCGCGCCGAGGGGGACGCCCGGUACCGUCUCACCGAGACGCUGCUGGCUGCCGAGCGGCGCUAUCUCACCUCAGUGAGAGCCGUGGAGCAGAUCUACGGCACCCCGCUGCGAAAACUGAGCUCCAUCAGUGCCGAGGAGCACCGGCAGCUUUUCACCGGCAUACAGCCCGUCUGCUCCGUCAGCGCCAUGCUCGUCAACAAGCUCGAGUGCGCCCUGGCAGCCUGGGAUAAGGAGGAAACUAGAGUCGGUGGUCUGUUUUCCAAACAGCUCUUGACUCAGUAUGAAGACUACAAGGAGUUCUACUCUCGGGCCAGAGAGCUUCUCCGUGAGAAGCAGACAACGGACGAGGAGUUUGUUGAGUUCUGCAAGCUGCGGAGAGGCGCCGCCAAACACACGCUCGAUACUCUGCUCAGCUUACCGACUGGUGUGUCUGAGCUCGGAGACACGUUCCCGUGGGAGCUGGCCGGUCAUGACCGGACGGAAGACGCGCCAGACUCCGCGGCGGCGGCUGCAUCGUAG